ACUUUUUAAAGUCUACUAGGAAAGAGCUAACAAAGGCCAUUUACCGAAAAUGCUUAGUGAACAAAAACGAACUUAAAGCUUAUUUAAAACAAAAAUAAUACUUCUUUGUGAUCAAUAACGCUCCUUUAAUACCAGCUUGCAUAUCUUAAGAAACAAUAAGCAUCUUAUAUUCACUUGACAAAUAAUAAGGUUUGAUAUUAUGCAUCAAGGCUAUUGUACCGUGACCUUCACAAACAGCAAAAUAUUAAAUUUUCGAGUAACUUUGAGUAUGAUUUUCUUUAAUAUUUUACUGAUACUUUUUGUGAUUUGUUCUAAGACAAUACAAUAUCUUUUCUGAUAAAUGUCUUGUCUUUCAGAAUUCAUUUCUAUGACGUCUGAAGUGGCAUGCGACUUUAGUUUCUUUUCAAGUAAUUUCUCAUUGUUUAUUACCGAACCUAUCCCGUCUUUUGUAACGAGUGAGAACCAUAAAUCUGGAUGGAUCCAAUAUUGCUUAACAUGUUUCAAUUGUUCGAGGUUUUCUCACACUGUACUGUCAAAUGCCUCAUAUCCCGACCGUCUACUAUUUUGUGUUUUGCAAUCUUUAAAUUGUGUCAAUUUUAUGGUUGUCUUAAACUAAAUUAUCUGUAAGCUCUGUUAUUGCUCGAGUCAUAAGAAGUUCUGGUUUUUGAAUUAGAAGCAAGGGACGAAUAUAUUGGAUAGCUUACAUAAUUGCCCGCAUUUUUUUCGAAUUUGGUUAUGUAAACGGAAUUUUGUUAUAUUAUCAGCAGUUUUAAAGAUACUUUAACAAAUGCGGCAGACUAUAACAAACCUGGUUGUAGCUCUUUAAAAUUAGUACGCGUGUUUGUUGAACAGUCUUGUUGAGUUCGACUUUAUCUUUCAGUUUUGUCGGUUACCCAGUCUCUUUAUAAAUGUAAUAAACGUCUUCAUUCAAAGUUUUUAAAUCAUGCAAGUUAAGAUGAAUCCUUGAUUUCUAUAACAUGAUUUAUAGAGUUUUUAACUUCUGAGAAGUUAUUCGUCGUUCAUCAGUGCCGCACGUAAUUCGUACGAGGAUUUAGAUUAAUUUAUCCUCGUUUCUAGUGAUUAUUAUAUUUAAUGAGAUUUUACUAUUUAAGAAAUUGAGUGAGGUGAUAUGUUUUUUCGUAGUAUUUUGUUGAAAGAUUUCCAGUGAUAAAUUUGAGCUGUUUCACAUUUCACAGUUCAUUUAAUAUAUUACCAUAUUUCGCAGACCGUCGGUUUAUUGUUUGAUUUUUUCCUUCGAGGAAUUUUCAUCAGUAACUUUCUCUUUUUAUGCUAAACACUUUGAUGUAUAGAUUUGGAAACUCUGGAGCCUGAACAAAUAUGGAGAAAGAAGUUCGGUCACCACCUGUUGAUAGGUACAAUUUGGCUUACAUUUUCCUGUUUUUGCACGGUAUUGGAUUUCUGAUACCAUGGAACGUGUUCAUUAAUGGCUAUGAGUAUUUUGAUUACAAGUUAAAUACAACAACGAGCUACAAUGCGGACUAUCGUGUCAAUCUUCUUAGCUAUUUUGGUUUUGCUGCACAGUUCCCUAGUUUAUGUUUUGCUGCAUGGAAUACAUUUUAUCAAAGUGAUUCUACGACCUCAACUUCACGAUUUCGAUUUUUGGGAUGUAUGAUCGUCGAGAUUAUUGUCCUUGUACUAACUAUUAUUUUGGCCUUAAUUGAUACUUCGAACAUUCCCGGAACAUUUUUCCUUAUAACGAUUAUAUGUGUAGUGAUCAUUAAUAGUUGUGUUGGAAUUCACCAAACUUUAACAUUCGGCAUAGCUGCAUUGCUACCCAUGAAGUAUUCGAAUGCAGUGAUAGUAGGAUCCAAUGCAUGUGGUGCAAUAAUUUCAUUAGUGAAUAUUAUUACGAAAUCACUAACUUUAAGUGCAGUUAAAUCUCAAACGUCAAUAAUUGUUUCUGCUGUUAUUUUCUUCUUAUCUGCAGUGCUAAUUAUUAUAGCUUGCACAUUCACAUUCUUUUGGUUACAACGUUUAAAAUUCGUUCGUUAUUACUCUAAACUUCGUCAAUGUGACAAUCAUAUAAAUGAAUCAGAAAGAUCCCAUAACACUGUCCAAAACCAUGUUAAUACUAAUACUAAUGUUAAUAAUAAUAACAGUGAUAGCAAUACUGAAAGAACAAUUCCUACUCUUUUGACACCACCGAAAGACUCAGAAGAAAGCCAACAAAUAUUAGAUCGUUAUAGUCCACAAAUUAGCAAAAGUGAAUUUGAUGAAAAUGAUUGGAAUGUGGAACAACCGGCUGAAAAAUUAUUAAAUUCAUCUUUCAAUAAAGAACUAUCAUUACCAUCAACAAUGGCCACUACGAAUACUCGUAUAACUGACCAGUUGGUAACUGGCAAAGUAAAUGAUGGCAAUAAAGAACACUUAGUAAAGAAAUACCGUUCUGUACAGACUAGUGGUUGGUAUAUAUUUCGAAAUUGUUUUGGUCUAUGUUGUUUUAAACCACCGAGUGGUAAACAACGCUGUUUAGACUAUUGGUCAAAAUAUAGUUUAACUAUGAAAGAAUGUUGGAUCCAGUGUGCAAACAUUUGGUGUGUAUUCUUUUGUACACUAUCCAUAUUUCCGGCAGUUCAGUCACGUGUUAGACCAAUAAAUCCAGAAUAUUUCAUUCCACCUCUCUGGUUUGUUGAUGUAACUUGCUUCUUAUUUUUCAAUGUGUUUGCAAUGUUGGGAUGUAUUCUAUGUAACUGGCUACAAUUUCCAGGACCGCGUUAUCUAUGGAUUCCUGUAUUUUUACGUACUAUUAUCUUCGUUCCAUUCUUUUUAUCUUGUAAUUUCGGGAUUGAAAAUCCUCAUCGAUCUGUUCUAAUUACAAAUGAUCAUAUAUAUGUAUUAGGUUGUAUUUUAUUUGCAUUCAGUAAUGGACAUCUUGCAUCACUCGGUUUAAUGUAUGCACCAAGAUGUUGUUCACCUGAUCGAGCUCCAUUAGCUGGAAUGUUUGGUGCAUUUUUUUUAAUUCUUGGAGUAUUCACUGGAGUUUACGCUUCUCGAGGUUUAAAUAGUCUUAUAUAUUAAUAAAUUACUUUUCAAGUCUAAAUAGGUCUAAUUAUAAAAAAACGGUUGUAUAUGAUCGUUGAUGCACUAUAAUAAAUAUUGUUAUGUCAAUAGUUAUAUCUUGUCUUUAUUAUUACAUUGAAUUCUUUGGAAAAUGAAACAAUUAUCCAACUAUUUAAAUACUGACAAUUAUUUUUAAUGGAUUAUUAUAACACAACACCCCUAUUGUCAUUUUACAUAAUAUUUAAAUUUACCACCAAAAAAACUUAACAGCGCCCUUUUUUUACCUGUGACAAUUUCUUUAAUAAUUGUAUUACAUUUUAAAUCAUAAUAAUAAACAACACUGGGGCCAUUAUUAUUGCAUUUUCAUUUUAUUUGUUGUAUAUUGAAUAUGUUUUAUAACUUUUGAUUAAUAAAAUUAUAAAUUUUUAUUGUAGUUUAACACUUAUUAAAUUUUAAUGAAUAAAAUACAUUGGUGAGCU
Schistosoma spindalis is the source of this 3500-nucleotide messenger RNA. The record is from the annotation of a GenBank genome assembly. Lineage: Eukaryota; Metazoa; Platyhelminthes; Trematoda; Strigeidida; Schistosomatidae.